AUGACUGACAACAAGCUGGAAACGCCCAUCAGGGGAACAUUUUGUGGACUUGUACAAAACCAGAUGUCGAACACGACUGCUCACGGAGUUCCACGAAUCGAGUCAUCGACGAAUCUAUUACGGAGACUAUAUUGGGUGGUCGUCUUCUUGGGCGGAGUGUCUCUCUUUCUUUGGCAGUGCUCGACAAUCAUUUCAAAAUUCUACGACCGAGAAACGACUGUUAAUAUCGACAUGAAGUUCAAGCCAAUGUUAUCUUUCCCAGCUGUAACUAUUUGUAAUUUAAAUCCCGUCAAGGUGAGCGCGUUGCUACAUGACCAGAAUCUGCGUGAUGUUUUUGGAUAUCCCAAAUCUGAGGGCGAAUCCGAUGACGGAUCUGGAGAAUCUGGAAUAAAACGCCGUAAAAGAGGUGGUGAAGCUUCUCAGUCCCCUGAUGCUACCCCACCCACCCUCCAAGACAAUUCCACUGCCAAUCCAAUUGAAGCAAUAACUAACAAAGAGUUCACCAUGCCGUACAAAGCCACGACGGAUACUGGAACUACGGCGGACUAUAGUAGGAACUGGGAAAGUAAACAUGUGGCGUUCAACGAAAAACGCGAAGGAUUUAAACUAAGAGAAAAAGUACAGAAUUAUAUGGCAUCAAAGGACUACGAAGACCGGUCUGCAUAUGGUCACAGUCUCAACGAUUUACUGUUCGAUUGUCUGAACCUCGAACUUUACAUUGAAGAGAAAGAGUACAUUUCCGAUUUACAAGAAAGCUCCGGAGUUCGUAUAGUUAUCCAUGAUCAAAAUGAGAUGCCAUUUCCGGAAGAUGACGGUUUCAUGGCCGCCCCUGGAUUCCUGACGUCUGUCGGGUUACGAAUGAUAAAGGUAACCAGACAGCCAGAUCCAUAUAGUACUUGCAAAACAGACGCGGACGCAGACGCAACUACUAAUAUAUUCAGCGAAUUGUUUUCUACGGGUUACACAAGAAAGGCGUGCGAGAAAAGCUGUUUCAGUUGGGCUGUCACAGAGCAUUGCAUGUGCACCGACAUCAUAUAUAAAUACCACAGCUAUGAAACGGUGUGUAAUUCAACAGACCCAGAUAUAGUUGAAUGUCAGGAAAUGGUGUCAUUAUUAAACGACAAUGGUGAGUUAUCCUGCAACGUAACAUGUGCACAGCCCUGCGAACAGAGACUAUACGAAGCGACGGUAUCGAAUGUCGUUUGGCCAAAUGAACAAUACAAGAGCGCACUGACGGAAGAACUGUUCAAGUUCAGUGACGACGUGAAACAGAAAUUAAACGACAACAACAAUUUCAUCAGCGAGAACAUGGUCAAAAUUGACAUUUAUUAUAACGAAUUAAAUUAUGAGUAUAUACAAGAGCAAAUUGCAUAUGAUAAUGGUGACGUAGUGAGCGAUCUUGGUGGACAAGUUGGACUAUGGCUGGGUGUUUCAGUUAUCACAUGCUGCGAAUUUAUAGAAUUUAUGAUCGAUGUUUGUAUUCUACUGUGGAAGAAACUGACGAAAGCAUCAAAUUUGAAGGUUACGCCAUCUAAACUCAAAGAAACGAAAGGGUUCUCUGAAGAAAAAUCGGGAAUGCCGAAGGAAUUCCAGAUGGUUAACACGACCGCGUAUGGUUACCCUGUGACACAUUGA
Messenger RNA from Saccoglossus kowalevskii, 1635 nucleotides. RefSeq names its product epithelial sodium channel subunit gamma-like. The record is from RefSeq and is a predicted model, not a curated record. Gene Ontology annotation, molecular function: ligand-gated sodium channel activity. Gene Ontology annotation, biological process: sodium ion transmembrane transport. Lineage: Eukaryota; Metazoa; Hemichordata; Enteropneusta; Harrimaniidae. Gene Ontology annotation, cellular component: plasma membrane.